AGACAGGAUCGAAAAAGGCUUCAGAGAUACGAAAAGAGUAGAACGGCUUUUCCCUUUGCCGCUUGCUUGUUCUGAAGCAUAGGGAGGCGUGUCCAAUCGAAGCCGGAAGUGUAUUAGUGUGCCAACUCUUGGGGCUCCCAGCUGUGCUGCAACGCGUCCUCGCGCGUUGCCCUCGCGCCAUGGAAUCUCCUGGGCGCGCGCCCAUUGGAGUCACUAGGAUCCUGAUGGACACAGACUGGUCCGAACCAUGGAUCUUGGGACUCAUAUUUUUUCACAUAGCCUGCCUCUUUCUCACUUACUUUUCUUUCUGGCAUUACCGACUGCAAAUAGGGCAGUUUCUUUCUCUCAUGAUUCUAGUAUUCUGUGCAGAAUAUAUAAAUGAAAUGGCUGCUGCAAACUGGAGAUUGUUCUCAAAGCACCAAUACUUUGAUUCCAGGGGAAUGUUUAUUUCCUUAGUGUUCUCAGCACCAUUACUGCUGAAUGCUAUCAUCAUUGUGAUUGCUUGGGUUUAUAAAACAGUGAAUGUCAUGACAGAACUAAAGACUAUACAGCAGAAAAGAAAAGCAAGAAGAGAAAAUAAGAAAAGUCAAUGAAUAAUUCUUUUUUAAGUUCUAGUACUCUUUAUCCAAGAGCUGCCAUGUUGUGCUUAACAAUGUAAUGUUAAGAGCUCUUUUCUUAACAGUACUAUCUUCCUGUUAUCUUUCUUGGUUUCUUCCUAUUUCAAACAAAACUGUUCAUUCUUGUUUUGGAUGUGCGUGUCUCACUCAAACACAUGUGUCAGUGCGUAAACUGUUUGAACCAGAUGUAAACCAUUUUAUUUGAUUAAUGUUAUGCUGUAAAUAAAUCAAAUGUUUUUCUAUAGACUUA
Molecule: messenger RNA, 867 nt
Organism: Anolis sagrei ordinatus
Lineage: Eukaryota; Metazoa; Chordata; Lepidosauria; Squamata; Anolidae
Gene: TMEM18
Product: transmembrane protein 18
Cellular component (GO): nuclear membrane
Source: RefSeq, a predicted model, not a curated record